Molecule: messenger RNA, 1736 nt
Organism: Triplophysa dalaica
Lineage: Eukaryota; Metazoa; Chordata; Actinopteri; Cypriniformes; Nemacheilidae
Product: ret finger protein-like 4A
Exons: 5
Coding region: 287-1414 (375 amino acids)
Source: RefSeq, a predicted model, not a curated record
AGGGCUGUUGUUACCAUAGCAACCACAAGCAUUGGAGUUGCUACUGAAGAACGCGUCUCAUUCUCUCUGUCUGUCUCGUAUGUUUCUGUGUUCUUGUGCUCUACAGUCUUUUAUUUAAUGAGCGCCAGCAGAAGGACCUCAGGAAAGGAGGUCCGUGUCGUCUCUGUUUAUCCAGCGAGGGGAUUGUGGGAUCUCAGAGUGCGCUGCAGCAGGAUCUAAUGGCCACCGGUGUCGUCGGAUAGAUGUUUUAAAGAAGCUUUAUGGAUGUGGAGGUGUACAGUGAACUAUGACACACGGCCGUCAUGUGUCCAGUCUCCCUGAGGCUAAAAACACAGAAGAUGAGACGUGCUCCUCGUCCUCCAUCUGUCCGCUGUGUCGUCAUGGUUUCGAUGUUCCUCUGAUGCUGCCAUGUUCUCACACGCUGUGUGGCCGCUGUCUGACCGGAGGUGCGCGGCUGGACCGAUUCAAGGGUGGAGUUAAGGGCGUGUCCUCCGCCUCUCGUUCAAUCUGUGCCGUUCUCUGUCCAAACUGUCGUCACGGCGUCGAGCUACCCUGCUUUGAAUGGUCGUCUGCUGUGACCUGUCUGCCCUUUGACCCCACGGUGACCUGUGACCCUGAAGUGAAGGUGGAGACAUUCAUCGAUGGCAGUGUCGAUCUUUCUGAGGAGGAAAUGGAGCAAUCUGUUUCAGGUCUAGUGUUCACUCUCGAUGGCUCUGACCCGACCCUUGACCUCUCAAACUCCUCUCUCACUUUGACCUUUACGGGUGGCACACUUUCAGCCGGUGACCGCAGCGCUCGUGAGUCGUGUCCGCUCCCUCAGGUGUGUGGAGGGGUGUCUAUCUCCAGAGGACAGUACUACUGGGAGGUGGACGUCUGCAACAGCACCCUCUACAGGAUAGGUGUGAUCUCAUCAUCUGAUGGUCGUGGCUGGUGGCUGGAGAGGCGUGGCUCCUCGUGUCAUGCUGUGUUUGAUGGACGCCGUGAGCUCCUCCCCUCUGUGCCUCCUCAGCUGAAGACAGUUGGCGUGUUUCUGAAUGUAGGCGGGGCUUCUUUAACUUUCCACAAUUCUGUCACUCAAGAGUUUCUGGCUGCCAUCCCCUCCCACUUCACCGUUCCCCUCCGUCCUGCUCUUCAGCUGGGUCAGGGAAAGCUGAAGCUCCGCCCCGGCCUGCCUCCACCCAAUCACGUCUUUCUCGGUCAUAACUCUGCCUAUCGGGGUCCAGGAGGGGCGGGAACGGGGCGCUGGAGGAGGGACGUGGCGUUUGGGUCGGUGAAGGCGGUGAUAGAGAAGUUUGAGACUUCGUCAGGUGGCUCAGACUCAGAUUCUGGUCUCAUAUCUAGUUUCUGCUCCAGCUCAACUCUUGGCUCGCUGUCGGAGCCGGUGGAGAUGUCUGGGGGUGAAACGGCUCAGUAGACUUUGAUAGAUGUUCAGAAGAACAAACAAGAGGGUCAAAGACAAAUUCUUUGGAACCAGAAAGUACAUUUAAUGUGUAACCGAGCGCUUUAUUUAUGAGCUAAAGCAUUCCACUUCUCAGGUCACACCAAGACCAAAAAGAGAUUAGAGACGGUCACAAACACAUCUGAGGUGUUUAAUGUUUCUUCUUCACGUCUGGAGCUUGAAUGCACUGAGUUGCUUUUGUUGUAAAAGCGUCUGCCAAAUGUAAAAAUGUCAAUCUUGCUCUAAAGUAAUGCUUUGCAACAUUGUACAGGAUGAUUUAUAUUUAUCACUGACUGUC